GCCUCUUGACUCUGAAUCUAGUCAGAUGAGUUCGUAGCUGCACAGUGUUCUAUCAGUGACCUUGUGAGACACCGAAGUUUACGAACACCCGCGCCGUGAAAAUGAAGCUUUUCCCUGUGCGGCUGUCCAACAUCAAUAAGAUGUUGGAUUUUUACUCCCAGUUUAAUCCAUCACCUUUGAGCAUUAAGCAAUUUAUCGAUUUUGGGCUAAAUGCAUGUCCCCGAAAGUCUUUUGUUUUUCUCCGUAAAGAGCUACCUGUUCGGUUGGCAAAUAUUAUGAAAGAAAUCACGCUGCUACCCGAAAGCCUGUUGCGAAUGCCCUCGGUCGGUCUCGUUAGUGCAUGGUACGUGAAAAGCUUCGAGGAAGUGCUUGCAUUCGAAAAAACUGACCCAACGGAAACAAAUCUAGAGAAAUUCUGCAAAUCGCUCAUCCAGAUUCGCGACCGUCACUCCGAUGUAGUGCAAACAAUGGCACAAGGCAUACUGGAACUGAAGGAAAGUCGUGAUGGAGCAAUUGAACCGUCGACUGAACUCUCGAUUCAGUACUUUCUGGAUCGUUUGUACAUGUCCCGUAUCAGUAUAAGAAUGCUCAUCAAUCAGCACACUAUACUGUUUGGAGAAAUACCCCAAACUGGGCGCCAUAUCGGCAGUAUAGAUCCUUUAUGCGAUCCUCAUAUGGUUGUACGGGAUGCUUACGAAAAUGCACGUUUUCUGUGUGAUCAGUACUAUCUCGCUAGUCCCGAACUCGAAGUCAUUGAGCAUAACGAGAUUGACAAAGGUAAUCCUAUAAAAAUUGUCUACGUACCGUCCCAUCUGUAUCACAUGCUAUUCGAGCUGUUCAAGAACUCGAUGCGUGCUGUCAUGGAACAUCACGGUACAGAGAACGAUGUCCCUCCGCUUAAAGUUACCAUCGUGAAGGGCAAGGAGGAUAUCUGCGUUAAGAUGUCCGAUCAAGGCGGCGGUAUUCCACGGUCACAGGUGGAUCAACUGUUCAAGUACAUGUACAGUACUGCGCCGCAACCACCGAAAUCGAAAACAGAUUUACCUUUAGUUCCGUUGGCUGGAUACGGAUACGGGUUGCCCAUCUCUAGAUUGUAUGCUAGAUACUUUCAUGGCGAUUUGGUUCUGUUCUCCUGCGAAGGAUACGGUUCCGAUGCAAUAAUUUAUCUGAAGGCAUUUUCAGAUGAAGCGAACGAGUUGCUCCCAAUAUUUAAUAAAACCAGCACGCGAUUCUACAAAGCAACCGUGCCAACCGGCGACUGGUCUAAUCAGGGAAAAAACUUUACCAACAGGUUGUUGUAGCACUUGUGCUAACAACGACCAUGGUAGGAUAAUGAUGUUUAGAGCUCAAGUGACAGAACGAUGGAUCUCAACUGAUCGUCGCCCUUUAUUUGCCUCAAUUUGAUGAAAGCUAUUCUUCCCUGCUUGCUUC
Messenger RNA from Anopheles maculipalpis, 1431 nucleotides. It is a transcript of the gene Pdk, whose product is annotated as pyruvate dehydrogenase (acetyl-transferring) kinase, mitochondrial. The record is from RefSeq and is a predicted model, not a curated record. Gene Ontology annotation, molecular function: pyruvate dehydrogenase (acetyl-transferring) kinase activity. Lineage: Eukaryota; Metazoa; Arthropoda; Insecta; Diptera; Culicidae. Gene Ontology annotation, cellular component: mitochondrion. The transcript has 8 exons. Gene Ontology annotation, biological process: regulation of glucose metabolic process; protein phosphorylation. Bases 102 to 1301 code for a protein of 399 amino acids.